AUGGGGAAGAGCAGCACAACCCCCAGCAUUUCCUCACCACUGUCUGAGUCGACAGCAGGCAGUGAGAGGUUGCAGAAGGAGAUUCAGGAGGCUGCUGCACUGUGGCUGAAGGUGGAGUUUUGCCCAGGACAGGAUGGAGAUGGUGUGGCUGUGUAUGGUGCUGAUGCCCGUGAACUCAUGAACCCGCACAAGAAUGAGGCUGGGAGGAAGGCUCUCCUGGCCCAUACGAAGGUGGAGUGCAACUGCCAUGGUGUGUCGGGCUCCUGUGAGGUGUGCACAUGCUGGAAGGUCAUGCCUGCCUUCUGCAAGGUGGGCAAUGUCCUCAAGGAAAAGUUUGAGGGGGCAACAGAGGUUCACCCCAAGUGGGUCGGUUCCCACAAACUCCUGGUGCCCAAGAGCUCUCGCUUCAAGCCCUACACAGCUCAUGACCUGGUCUACCUGUUGGCCAGCCCAGACUUCUGUGACUGGGACCCCUGGUGUGGGGUCUUUGGCGCCUCUGUCCAGUAGUGCAACCGGACAUCGUUGGCCAUGGACGGCUGUGAGCUCCUGUGCUGUGGCAGGGGCUUCCACACGGCACAGGAGGAGGUGGUGGAGCGGUGCAGCUGCAAGUUUCACUGGUGCUGCUCUGCCAAGUGCAAGCAGUGCUGGCACCUGGUGUGGUGGAGGUGCACAGCUGCCACCGAGGGGGAGCACACUGGGGUGGGGGGAGGCUUCCAGGGCACUGCAAGGAAGCUCGGGAGAGAACAGCCUGGGGAGAGACAUGAGUAA
Messenger RNA from Pterocles gutturalis (yellow-throated sandgrouse), 768 nucleotides. Its product is annotated as protein Wnt-4-like. The transcript has 3 exons. The record is from RefSeq and is a predicted model, not a curated record. Gene Ontology annotation, cellular component: extracellular region. NCBI's taxonomy places the organism in Eukaryota, Metazoa, Chordata, Aves, Pterocliformes, Pteroclidae. Gene Ontology annotation, biological process: neuron differentiation; canonical Wnt signaling pathway; multicellular organism development. Gene Ontology annotation, molecular function: frizzled binding; cytokine activity.